AUGCAUUACACAGAGAUGGGCAUGAAACAGACCUCUGGAUCCUGGGACCUCUGGUCUCCAGCCUGUCCCAAGUGCUACAGGCCUGUGGGGGCCCCUGAUGAGGAGAUGCUGGCAGGGCUGGGAUCCUGUUUGCUGCUGGUAGUGGCACUGCUGGGCCCAGGGCCCAGGGCUCAAGCUAUGAAAGGUGUCAAAUGUGGUGGUGUCCUCUCAGCACCUUCUGGAAACUUCUCCAGCCCCAACUUCCCCAGGCUCUACCCCUAUGACACAGAGUGUAGCUGGCUGAUCGUGGUGGCUGAGGGCUCCUCCGUGCUGCUCACCUUCUAUGCCUUUGACCUGGAGUACCAUGACACCUGCAGCUUCGACUUCCUGGAGAUCUACAAUGGGGCCUCUGGAGACAAGGGCAACCUGCUGGGGAGGUUCUGCGGCCAGGUGCCCCCACCACCAUUCUCCUCUUCAUGGCAUGUCAUGUCUGUCGUCUUCCACUCGGAUAAACAUGUGGCCAGCCGUGGCUUUUCUGCAGGCUAUGAGAAAGAUAUGUGCGGUGGCGUCCUGACAGGCCUGUCAGGGGUCCUCACCAGCCCUGAGUACCCCAACAAUUACCCCAAUAACGUGGAGUGCCGCUGGGUGAUCCGGGCCACUGGCCCCGCUACUGUCAAGCUGGUGUUCACAGACUUCCAGGUGGAGGGCAACGAGGAGUGCAACUAUGACUACGUGGCCGUUCUCGGGGGACCAGGUCCUGCUCAUGGGCAUCACUACUGUGGUAGUGCCAGGCCCCCCACCCUCGUGUCCCUGGGCCAUGAGUUGCAAGUGGUUUUCAAGUCUGACUUCAACAUUGGAGGCCGGGGCUUCAAGGCCUACUACUUCUCAGGAGAAUGCCAGGAGGUGUACACGUCCAUGCGGGGUAACUUCUCCAGCCCACAGUACCCCAGCUCCUACCCCAACAAUAUUCGGUGCCACUGGACCAUCCGCCUGCCUCCUGGUUACCGGGUCAAGGUCUUCUUCCUGGACCUGGACCUGGAGGGCCCCAACAGCCUGACCAGGACCUGUGACUUUGACCAUCUGGCAGCCUUCGAUGGGACCAGUGAGGAGGCGCCCCUGCUGGGGAAUUGGUGUGGCCACCAGCUGCCACCACCCAUCACCUCCAGCCACAACCAGCUCCUGCUUCUGUUGCACACGGACCUCAGUACCACCCACAGGGGCUUCUCUGUUGCCUACAUUGGAGUGGUGCCCAUGAACGUGAGCUGCUCCCGCACAGACUUCCAAAUUCUGAUCUCAGCACAGACGCUGGCCCCACUAGAGCGGAACAAGAUCUACCUGGGCAGCCGGAGCUGUGCUGCCCAGGAAGUUGGCAGCAACUUCAGGAUCCAGGCCCGCUUUGACACCUGUGGCACAGAAUCUCAGAGAAGAAACAACACUUCAUUGAUCGUCAGCAUGCUGUACAUCGACUUCUCGGCUGGCGAGCAGGAGGACAUCCAUGAGUAUGAGGUCCUCUGUGAGCCACGACGCAAGGAGGCUUCUGUCCACCUGCUGUCUGGCUCCCACUGGCUUGGGCCCUAUACUGCCACUGCUGAGCACCUUCAAGAAGCGCCACCCAGGGCCGAAGUGGAGGCACUGGAAGGCCAGGUGGCCAUGGUGGCCCAGGACACCAGUGACAUUGUCUUCCUGGGCCUUUGCAUCCUGGCUGGAAUCCUCAUGGUCAUUGCCAUUGUGGUCCUGAUGCUGCUGUGA
Molecule: messenger RNA, 1728 nt
Organism: Orycteropus afer afer
Lineage: Eukaryota; Metazoa; Chordata; Mammalia; Tubulidentata; Orycteropodidae
Gene: CDCP2
Product: CUB domain containing protein 2
Exons: 7
Coding region: 1-1728 (575 amino acids)
Source: RefSeq, a predicted model, not a curated record